Molecule: messenger RNA, 1443 nt
Organism: Plasmopara halstedii
Lineage: Eukaryota; Oomycota; Peronosporomycetes; Peronosporales; Peronosporaceae
Product: adenylosuccinate lyase
Exons: 3
Coding region: 1-1443 (480 amino acids)
Biological process (GO): 'de novo' AMP biosynthetic process
Cellular component (GO): cytosol
Molecular function (GO): (S)-2-(5-amino-1-(5-phospho-D-ribosyl)imidazole-4-carboxamido) succinate lyase (fumarate-forming) activity; N6-(1,2-dicarboxyethyl)AMP AMP-lyase (fumarate-forming) activity
Source: RefSeq, a predicted model, not a curated record
AUGGUUGAGCAUGACCGCUAUGAGCACCCACUGGUGAGCCGUUACGCCACCAAGGAGAUGAGCGAGAUUUGGUCGCCCGACCGCAAGUUCUCAAUUUGGCGCCAACUGUGGCUGGCACUGGCAUCGUCCGAGAAGGAGCUGGGUCUUGCGAUUACACAAGAGCAAUUGGACGCCAUGGCCGCCCAUCUUACGGACAUUGACUACGAGUAUGCGGCCGAGAUGGAAAAUAAAUUCCGCCACGAUGUCAUGGCUCACGUGCAUGCGUUCGGAAAGGAAGCUCCUGUUGCUAUGCCUAUCAUCCACCUGGGCGCAACUAGCUGUUACGUGGGUGACAACGCCGACAUUAUUCAGAUCAAACAAGGUCUCCAGCUUAUUCAGCGCAAAAUGGUCAAGGCGAUGAAGGUGCUUGCUGACUUUUCUCUUGAGUACAAGAAUAUGCCCACGAUGGGCUUCACGCAUUUCCAACCGGCGCAGCUUGUGACCGUUGGUAAAAGGGCCUCGCUCUGGCUGCAAGAUUUUUGGCUCGACUUUCAGCAUCUCAAUGAGCAAAUCGACAGUCUGCCCAUGCGGGGUGUCAAAGGCACAACUGGGACACAAGCCAGCUUUCUUGACUUGUUUGAAGGUGACCAUGAAAAGGUCAAGAAGUUAAACGAGUUGGUGGCCAAAAAAUUAGGCUUUAAUAAGGUCAUUCCCGUGUCUGGCCAGACUUAUACUCGUAAAAUUGACUACUUUGUGCUAUCGAUUUUAUCGGGUAUCGCUCAGUCGGCCUAUAAGAUGGCCGGAGAUAUACGCCUUCUUGCCAAUAUGAAGGAAAUUGAAGAGCCGUUUGAGAAGAAUCAAAUCGGAUCUUCAGCUAUGGCUUACAAGCGCAACCCCAUGCGCUCGGAACGUAUUUGCAGUCUAGCGCGCUACGUGAUUUCCCUGACGAACAACGGUGCACAGACCCACGCUGCUCAGUGGUUCGAGCGUACGCUCGAUGAUUCAGCUAAUCGCCGAAUGGUGCUGCCAGAGGCUUUUCUCGCUACGGACGUCAUUCUUAACUUGGUAAUCAAUGUGUCGGACGGUUUGCAAGUGUGGCCAAAUGUGAUAAAGGCGCAUAUUAAAGCCGAGUUGCCGUUCAUGGCUACAGAGAACAUCUUGAUGGCUUGCGUCAAGGCUGGUGGUGACCGUCAAGAGCUGCAUGAGGCCAUCCGCAUGCACUCAAUGGAGGCAGGUAAGCGUGUUAAAGUGGAAGGCGCUACCAAUGAUUUAUUGGACCGCAUCGCUGCCGAUCCGCUCUUUCAGGCCGUGCAUGGCCACAUGGACGUGCUAUUGGACUCAUCGCGUUUCAUCGGCCGCUGCCCGCAGCAAGUGGAGGAAUUCAUCAGCGAUGAGAUUGCACCAAUUUUAAAAAAACAUGCUGAGUUGCUCGAGGUAGAAAACGUCGACAAUAUUAACGUAUAA